Messenger RNA from Chiloscyllium plagiosum (whitespotted bambooshark), 3345 nucleotides. NCBI's taxonomy places the organism in Eukaryota, Metazoa, Chordata, Chondrichthyes, Orectolobiformes, Hemiscylliidae. The record is from RefSeq and is a predicted model, not a curated record.
AUAAAAACACGGCGUGUGAACUUGAAUCAUUCAUCGAGAAUGUUCAGCUACGCUGCACAGAAACAGAAACAGCCGUUUUGAUGUACGCGUGUGAGGCACAUGCAGGAGACAAAUGGAAAUGUUAAAAACAGAAUAAUUAAUUUAACACACUUUAGCAGUCAAUUGCCUGUGUUUAAUAAUGGUAAUUUUCACUUAAGUGCUCUGGAGCAUCCGAGCUGCUGCUCUACAAGCCAUUUACAUUCAGACAGCUGCAGUGGGAUGUGCUUUCAGAGGGUGGUUUGUGUGGCCUCGCUGUUAAUAUAGGAGUCACAAAGAAAAUUGCCUGUUUCAUCAAAGGCUGCAGUAUUAUAGUGAGGGGUGUCGGCUAUAUGCUGGUGUUACAGUCAGGGGUGUGGGGUCUUUCAGAGUGUUACAGGGACGGGUCUCGGGGUCUGUCAGUUACAAAGCUGCAAUUCACAAGAAUUUAUGGUUGAACUAACUGUUUACAUCAGCACCGGUUGGUUCCAUGUUGUAACUUCUACACAGACUGGAACAGUGAGUAUAGGUGGAGUUGGUGAAAUCUUGAGCUCAGUGGAGUGAAGGGAAUCACUUCCCAAGCUACACUAACGUCUUGAGUAAUCUCGGUGUAAUACAGAUGUUAUUCCAGAAUGCUGGUGCUGUAAACAGCUCAUCAAAGUGACAGUGCGACAGCACGAAGUGUUUGCUUGUGUAGCUUUUUCUCUGUCAGUAUUUUUGCACCCCCUGUUUUCUGGUGAAGAUUGAGUGGUCCACAAGUUAUUGAGUGCUUUUCAAACUGGCCCUCAUUUGCAUCUGACCCGUCUCUGACUCAGUUUCCCAGGAGAGAGGUCACAGGUCAUUGAAGGGGUGCCAGGCAGUUUUUCUGCCAGUUACUGGGAUUGCCACCAGCAGCUCCACCAGGAUCAACUGGCCAACCCACCAUAGCCCAACAUAAAAGAAGUCGCAAGAUCCAGAUCCGGAAUAUUCCACCACAUAUGCAAUGGGAGGUAUUGGAUGGAUUGCUAGCCCAACACGGAGCUGUGGAAAACUGCGAGCAAGUUAAUACAGAAACUGAGUCGGCAGUGGUGAAUGUUACAUACGGAACAAAGGACCAAGCCAGACAAGCAAUAACCAAGCUGAAUGGCUACCAGCUGGAGAACUACAGCCUGACAGUCACCUACAUCCCAGAUGAACAGGCAGGACAGCAGGGUCAGGAGACGGGUCGCAGGGGCUACAGCAGCAGAGGCCCCACUCCGCAGGGCUCGGCCACACCCACAAAGCAGCAGUUUGACAUUCCCCUGCGCAUCCUGGUGCCCACCCAGUUCGUGGGAGCUAUUAUUGGAAAAGAAGGAGCUACCAUUCGGAAUAUCACCAAGCAAACACAAUCCAAGAUUGAUGUCCAUCGGAAAGAGAAUGCGGGAGCAGCAGAGAAGCCAAUCAGCAUUCACUCGACGGCAGAGGGUUGCUCGGCAGCAUGUAAGAUGAUCCUGGAGAUUAUGCACCAGGAAGCACAGGCAACCAAAACAGCUGAAGAGGUUCCACUGAAGAUACUGGCACACAAUAACUUCGUCGGCAGGCUGAUUGGGAAGGAAGGCCGAAAUCUGAAGAAAGUGGAACAGGAUACCGAAACAAAAAUCACGAUCUCUCCCUUGCAGGACCUAACACUUUAUAACCCAGAGAGAACCAUCACAGUGAAAGGUUCCAUCGAAGCUUGUUGUAAGGCUGAGGAAGAUAUCAUGAAAAAAGUGAGAGAAGCCUAUGAGAAUGACAUUGCUGCUAUGAAUCUCCAGGCAAACUUGAUUCCUGGUCUCAAUCUGAAUGCUCUGGGCUUGUUCCCACCUUCCUCAUCCACCAUCCCACCUCAUCCUGUCGGAGUAGCACCAGCAACACCUUACGGUCCCUACAUGCAAACCUCUGAUCCUGAGACAGUCCAUGUAUUCAUCCCAGCCCAGGCUGUGGGUGCCAUUAUUGGAAAGAAAGGGCAACACAUCAAGCAGCUUUCCCGAUGUGCGGAGGCUUCGAUCAAGAUCGCUCCAGCAGAAAGUCCGGACACCAAACAGCGCAUGGUGAUCAUUACAGGACUGCCAGAGGCUCAGUUUAAGGUCCAGGGCAGGAUCCACGGGAAGCUUAAAGAGGAAAAUUUCUUUGGACCCAAGGAAGAAGUCAAACUUGAGACGCAUAUUAAAGUUGCUGCCUCAGCAGCUGGCAGAGUGAUAGGAAAGGGAGGAAAAACUGUGAAUGAGCUGCAGAAUCUGUCCAGUGCUGAGGUUGUAGUGCCUCGAGAUCAGGUCCCAGAUGAGAAUGACCAAGUCGUCGUCAAGAUCAUUGGUCAUUUUUAUGCAAGUCAGCUAGCACAAAGAAAGAUCAGGGAAAUAUUAGCUCAAGUCAAACAUCAGCAACAGCAGAAGGUACAAAGCAACCAGUCCCAGCCUCGGAGGAAGUGAAAACACCAAAAUACUCCAGACACGUCCCAACAAUGAAGACAGAUGCCAGGCCAAAGAGUGGCUGUAUUUAGAUCAACUUUUUGUUCACUUUUUAAACUGUGGAAGGCUAAGUAAACAUUGUGGAAAGAAAUUAUAAUAAUUUGAUGUAAUUUAAGACUUCUUUUUCUCUACUUGAAGUAUGUAAAAGAAAAUUUAGACUAGCAGAGCCUCAAUUCCAUGUGGGGGACAGGCCAAACGUUCUCUCUGGAUACAGACAAUAUGUCAUCUGGGAGACUGGAGAAGCUGUUACUUAUAUAGGCCUGGAAUCCAUUUCCACUUAGAGCUAUACUGGUCAUCCUGUUACAGGUUGAUUCUUACCAAUUUUGGGUUUGUGACUUAUUUCUGAUGAUAAAUUGUUCGUUAUUUAAUAGGAGAAUGACUACACUAGCAACUUCCGCUAUUAAAAUUUUUUUGAGAAGGAUCCCCCCAAUUUGAUUCCUCUACAAUGAGUGGAUUCUUCUCUUCUGCCCUACCUAAAACCCACCAUUGUACUCUCACUCUUAUUUCUGACAGUUGGUUACAGGGAGACCAUGUCAUGCUGGCCAGAUUAUUGACAAGGUGAUGUGGUGAAUAUGGUUGGGUUUGUAGACUAUGGACAAUAGCAAAAUUGGAUUCCAACAUAAAAAUAUUCUAUUACUUGUCAAUGACAAACAAAAGGCAAGACUGAGUAUGGGAUGUGGGAAGUCAAGAGAGAAAAAUAUAUCAAGUGAAAAUUCGGUUAAGAAGGCAAUCUACCUCAUAGCCAUAAAAGGACAUGUAAUGGCCAUCAGAUCUAUCCAAUCGGAUAUAGUUGUAGACUUCCAGCUUUGUCACUGAAUGCAGGUCAGUAUAUUUUUUUUCUUAGGUAGUUGAUAAUUGAAGCAAA